CAGUCGUCAGGUUCUCCGCUCGUUGGUUUGGUCCCGAUUAAACCCGCUCGUCGGUCGUGCAAAGCCACGCCGGAAUGUCCACGCCCGACGAGAAGCACCAUGUUCGGUAACAGGACCGCGACGGCCGCGUCCAUUCUGCAGAAGACAUACGAUGAGAGCUACCUGACGUGCUCGACUGCCGUCUACUAUGAGAGCCAGGGAAACGAAGGCGAGGCUAUGCGAUGCUGGCGACAGGCCCUCGAGCAGAUAUACGACCAUAAUGCCAACAGAGUUCUCCCCAACUUCACACCGCGUUCCGAGACCGAGAAGGCCCUGGUAGACAGCAUCCGCCAACUGGAGCUGCAGUGUAAAGAACGGAUUGAUCUCCUCGAAGCCCUCCGCCUGUCCCGCGCCGAGACUGUCCAAUACGUCGGGCCCUCAUCUCAGCACCAAGUGGACCAAGCGUAUUCUGAACCGCACGAUACUGUGAUGCCCAAACAAGAAGAACAGGGAUGGAUAGGGAACGGAACUAUUCCCGCUGUCACCUACACUGAACUGGCAAAACCAGACCUGCUCAGGCGAAAGUCUGCUCAUACAAGGGUACCUUCCUCCCAGAAGGUUGCUGCCGGGGAGAGCGGGGCGCCGACCGAUGAUGUUGCAUCAUCUUCACCAUCACGGAAACCCGUCGGUUCCGGCUCCCCACAGCUCUCCCCGGAGAAGAAGGCGUCCCGUGCAUCCAGCCCAGAGAGGCAUACAAUGCGCACCACCCUACGCUCGAGUCGACUUGGAGAGAAGCUCACCAAGACAACUCUGCGACGACCACAGCAGAAACCAGCAGACGCGCCCGGUGCCGGGAAAGCUGCCGUAUUGGCAUGGGGUUUGCUCGGCCAGCGAGAUGCAGCUGAUCAGGGCCCAGCGGAUGGUCAAGAGCUGUCACGCCCAGUCUCCAACGUGCCAGCCGCGUCCGAUUCACCGCGCAAAAGCUCGGAAUCGCUGUACAAGACAUGGGACAGCAACUCCAGGAGGCUCACCACCCCCCGAACUCGGAGCCCGGUGAAGCCAUCCGACCGGAGGGUGAGUGCUGAUCUGACGGAUUCACGGCAGGUUGAGGGUUACCCCUUCCCUCGGCCUUCGCCUGUAUCUGUGAGCGCGGCGUCUAGUGCCCUGAACUCGCUCGCGCUGAGGGAGAACCACGAGCGAAAGUCCCCAGUUCGGGAACAAACACCCCGACAGCGGACAGCCGCCCCACAAACGCCACAGACGAGGAAGCCAAGAGAGUUCUCAGAUGCAGACCCAGGCUUUUCGGACGCGUCAAGGAAUCUACCUAUAGGUAGGAAGACGUCAUCGGAUUCCGCUAUGGUUUCACGGCGAACAACCUCGAGAGUGAACUCCGCAACGAGGGUCAAGCCUGCCCGGACUCCAUCUAGUAAAAGCAUCACUACGACACCAGUGGGGAGUAGGAGAAGAGAGAACAGGGUAGGGCUGGCUUCCUCCCCACCAACUGGUGACCUUUCUUCCUCGUCGUCCGACAAUCGAGUAAAGUCUUCGAGGCACAAACGUAGCAGCGGUCAGCAAAGAGAGGCCUCCGUAAUCGCCGAUUCCCUGGCUGAGCUCUCUGAUAGCUCAACAGAAGACGAGCAAACGAAAGCCGCAAAGUCGUGGAAAAGGCGGAAGGCUGCAGUCCUCAAGCAGCUUCCACCAGGUGUCGAUCAACAUGCGGCGAAGCAGAUACUGAACGAGAUUAUCGUCCAAGGUGACGAAGUUCAUUGGACUGAUAUCGCCGGCCUAGAAAUAGCCAAAAAUGCCCUGCGAGAGACGGUCGUCUAUCCUUUUCUCCGACCGGACCUUUUCAUGGGCCUGCGCGAGCCCGCCCGGGGUAUGCUACUCUUCGGGCCGCCGGGCACAGGCAAGACAAUGUUAGCCCGCGCCGUCGCAACCGAGUCCAAGUCAACCUUCUUUUCCAUCUCAGCCAGCAGUCUUACCAGCAAGUACCUGGGAGAGUCUGAAAAGCUUGUCCGUGCCCUCUUCGCAUUGGCCAAAGUGUUUGCGCCGAGUAUCAUUUUCGUCGACGAGAUCGAUUCCCUCCUAUCUCAGCGGUCGGGAUCGGGUGAACACGAGGCCACGCGGAGAAUCAAGACCGAGUUUUUGAUCCAGUGGAGCGAUCUUCAGCGCGCGGCGGCCGGGAGAGAGGUGGGGGAAAAGGACAAGGAGCGUGGGGACGCGAAUAGGGUGCUUGUUCUUGCAGCCACGAACCUGCCGUGGGCAAUUGACGAGGCAGCGAGGAGGAGGUUCGUGAGGCGCCAGUAUAUACCGUUGCCAGAGGCCGAGACGCGAGCAGUUCAGCUCAAGACGCUACUGAAGCAGCAAAAACACACACUGAGUGAUGCCGACAUCGACACUCUUGUGGGCAUGACUGAUGGGUUCUCGGGCUCAGAUAUUACGGCACUGGCCAAGGACGCAGCGAUGGGUCCGCUGCGGUCUCUCGGGGAGGCGUUACUGCACAUGACCAUGGAUGAAAUACGGCCCAUGGAAGUAUCAGACUUCGUGUCUAGUCUGACCACUAUCAGGCCCAGCGUGAGCAAAACAGGUCUCAAGGAAUACGAGGAUUGGGCAAGGGAGUUUGGGGAAAGGGGCGGAUAGGGGCUACCAUGAAGCAUAUGCAA
This is a messenger RNA of Chaetomium fimeti, 2642 nucleotides long. Its product is annotated as P-loop containing nucleoside triphosphate hydrolase protein. Bases 100 to 2619 code for a protein of 839 amino acids. The transcript has 3 exons. The record is from RefSeq and is a predicted model, not a curated record. Gene Ontology annotation, molecular function: ATP binding; ATP hydrolysis activity. Lineage: Eukaryota; Fungi; Ascomycota; Sordariomycetes; Sordariales; Chaetomiaceae.